AUGAGGCUUGUCAGCUGGUGUCGCUCUCCACCUGGGCUCGGCCGACAUCGCCCUCUGGCUGUGGCCCCCUUGCGAUGGCGCUCGCGUGAGAGGAGCCUCCAUCUGGCACCGCCAUUUCUGGUCGACGACUACAUCCCACGCUUCUUGACGCUGUCGGAGAUCGAAGCGUCCAAGAAGCGCUCACGGGCAUAUGGCCACCUGCGCAACUGCAACCUCUGCCCGCGUCUCUGUGGCGUCAACCGGUACGAGACCACGGGCAUGUGUCUGAUUGGCGGUGACACGGCCAAGGUCAAUGUGAUUGCGCCGCAUUUCGGCGAAGGUAAGGCACAUGUCGUCAGCCGGUGUGACUACGACACUGAUACCCACCCGCCGGACAGAGCCGUGUGUCCAGGGGCACAAUGGCAGCGGAAGCGUCUUCUUCAGAACCACGACAUCAGCCACCAACGGAACGGCAUGGAUCUCACGCCCGAAGAGCUGGCCGACUGGUUUCUCAAGCUGCAGGAAGUCGGCAGCGUCCACAACAUCAACCUCAUCACACCCGAGCACGUGGUGCCGCAGGUGGCCCUCGCGCUUCUCCACGCGCGCACCAACGGACUCACGCUACCGAUCAUAUACAACACGUCGGCCUACGACUCCCUUGCGUCGCUUGAGCUUCUCGAUGGGCUCGUAGACAUGUACCUGCCCGACUUCAAGGUGUGGGAGCCGACGACGUCGCGCCGGCUCCUCAAGGCAGACGACUACGCGGCGACGGCUCGCGAGAGCAUCAAGGCGAUGCAUGCGCAGGUCGGCGACCUCUGCUUCACGCCUGACGGCAUCGCCAAGAAGGGUGUUCUUGUGCGCCACCUGGUGAUGCCCGGCCUCGAGGAGGAGGGCGCGACGAUCAUGCAGUGGCUGGCCGAGGAGCUGUCUCGAGACGUGUUUGUCAACAUCAUGGAGCAGUACCACCCGGAUGCGUAUGUGGGAAAGCCAAAGCGGGCAGGGAAGUCUCAGGGCGGCAAUGCCGACGACGACGAAGGCUCUAGCAAGGUCCGAUACGCGGAUAUCAACCGCGCGGUGACGGACAAAGAAGUGUCUGCCGUUCGGAAGGCUGCUGAGAAGGCUGGGCUCUGGCGUUUCUGCGACCCACCAAGGCACUAUGGGUUCAAUCUCUGA
Messenger RNA from Grosmannia clavigera kw1407, 1152 nucleotides. Its product is annotated as pyruvate formate lyase activating. Lineage: Eukaryota; Fungi; Ascomycota; Sordariomycetes; Ophiostomatales; Ophiostomataceae. Bases 1 to 1152 code for a protein of 383 amino acids. The transcript is spliced from 2 exons. The record is from RefSeq and is a predicted model, not a curated record.